UUUGAUUGAUUCCUUCUCAAUCAUUGUGCUUUAUAUAACUGUUCUUCCCAUUACAGGGCACCCAUCAGCGUUAUUCUUUCCCCAAAACCAUUAUUAGAAGACCCAAAUUUCAAUCUCGUCGUAUAGUAUUCAGUAUUGAACCGAGAUAUUUUUGUGGAUUGAUUUUUUGUUUUUGAGAAUUUUGAUUUUUUUUGUGUCUUGAAUUCGAUCAACGAUGGCGAGCGUAGCUGUUCGAAUGAUUUCUGGAAAUGGGUCUUCUUGGAUCCAAGUUAAGGAUAAGAAAACGAAGAAGAUGAAGAACAAGGUUAGGGUUUGUCGUGCUUCUUCCUCUGUUAUGGAUCCUUACAGGACUCUCAGGAUCCAACCUGAUGCCUCUGAAUCUGAGGUCAAAAAAGCCUUCAGGCAACUUGCUUUAAAGUAUCAUCCGGACGUAUGCAAAGGAAAUAAUUGCGGGGUGCAAUUUCAAAACAUUAAUGAAGCCUAUGAUACUGUGAUGACCAAUUUGAGGAGAGCAACAGAAGAAGAGGAGAUGCAGCUGGUGUUUGAUGAAGGAGACAUGUGGGAUGAGUGCAUGGGAUGGGAAGGAGCUUGGGUUCCAGACUACGCAUCUCAGAUUAAUCCUUCUUUUUGAAACCAAUUAAGCCAAAUCAAAUGUAAUUAGAUAUAUGUGACACUGACUCUGACCCACCACAUCUUUUAAACAACCCCCAUGGAAAAUGAAAAAAAAAGAAGAAAGGUUGUUCCUUUGUUUAUUAAAAAAAAAAAAGUCAGAAGUGGGUAUUGAGUCAUUUUUCUUUGUAUAUAUAUAUUUAAAGUUGGGUGUAGUAGCUUUAUCCUUAAUUUACUAAAGGAAAAGCAUUACACCUAAAAAUAAAAAUCAUAUAUUAUU
Rubroshorea leprosula is the source of this 889-nucleotide messenger RNA. The record is from the annotation of a GenBank genome assembly. NCBI's taxonomy places the organism in Eukaryota, Viridiplantae, Streptophyta, Magnoliopsida, Malvales, Dipterocarpaceae.